UUUGAGUUUCAUCUCUUUAUAUUAGCAUCAUUGCUCCUUCGAAUGCUCCCUUGCUUGUGAUUAUUCUGCUGUAUGUACGUUCACCGAUCACAUUUCAUCAAAGUCUACGCAACGUAGCACAGCCUCUUGCUUCUAAGUUACUACUCCAACUUUGACAUGGGCGGAGGUCAGUCCGUACCCAAGAUAACGAAACAAGACCGUGCCAUCCUCGAUUUGAAACUACAGCGUGACAAAGUAAAGCAAUACCAGAAGAAGAUUCAAGCUGUCCUUGAUCGCGAACAUGAGAUAGCGAAGCAGUAUCUUGUUACAGGCCAGAAGGAUCGUGCCCUCUUCGCUUUGCGUAAGCGGAAGUACCAGGAAACCUUGCUGGCAAAGACCGACUCUCAACUGGAGAACCUUGAACAACUAGUAUCGACUAUCGAAUUCUCGCUGGUCGAAGUCUCUGUCAUACAUGGCCUUCAACAAGGCAGUGAAGUUCUGAAAGAAAUUCACAAGGAGUUGAACAUCGAGAACGUGGAGAAGAUACUGGACGAGACAGCGGAAGCCAGGGAGCUCCAACGAGAAGUCGGCAAUAUGUUGGCCAAUUCGCUUUCAGUAGAAGAUGAGGAAGCAGUUCAGGUUGAACUACGCGUUCUGCAGGGAGAAACGCUCGCCGAGCAGGAGGUGCAUGAGCCCGUGGAACUACCUUCUGUUCCUGAAGGCCUCCCUGUGUCAGCGGAGCCAGAAGAAGAGCAGCCUGCGGAGGAACGGCAGCAACGUAUACCAAUGCCUGCAUGAGUGCACAUGGAUACCCACUCGCGUCGGUAGAGAUACAUAUGGUUGGAGACUAUAUUAUUGUACAAUAUACAUACAAGAUAGAUUCAGGUUAUUACCACGCGUCGAAAUUCCCAAACCCGAUUCGACGUUUCUUCUUGCCCUCUUCAGGUGCUCCCGGACUUGCAACCAGAGCUUCUGCAGGUCUCUUCAAACUACUGGCAGCAACUCCAUUGAGAUAUUUACCAACUCCCCCAGAAGCUCCGUUAGCCCCUGGUGCGUUGGAUCCAAGCUUGACACCGAACCAAUUAAUCUCAUCUUCGGCUUUCUUCUCCGCCGCC
This is a messenger RNA of Somion occarium, 1094 nucleotides long. The record is from the annotation of a GenBank genome assembly. NCBI's taxonomy places the organism in Eukaryota, Fungi, Basidiomycota, Agaricomycetes, Polyporales, Cerrenaceae.